AUGGCAUCCCUUCCCAAUGCCGACUCGUCCAGACCGCACAACGGCUCAUGUGCGCCUCCAUCCAAUGAAGACGUCACCGAAGGGUCCCGCGCCAGGCCAUUGACAACGGGCGCAGAAGACGACGAGCGCCGCGGUCGGUCCACGCUCCUGCGGCCCGAGUCCUCACAUUGCAACUUGAGCGCUCGUCGGCCGCUCACGCGAGGCGAGUCCAACGCGGUCCGUGCGCUUCGCGGACAUGGACCACCCUCAGAGCGGGGCAAGCACGCCGCGGCAGUCACCGUUGUGGACGCAAGCAAGAACGAAUAUGGAACAGCUGUUGGUAUUGACUUGGGCACUACCUACUCGUGCGUUGGUGUGCAGCGUGGCGGUCACGUUGAAAUCAUCGCCAACGACCAGAGACACCGUAUUACACCGUCAUGGGUCGGCUUCACCGACGACGGGCGACUGAUUGAUGGCUCGGCCAAGAACGCCUUCCACACGAACCCCAAGAAUACGGUCUUUAAUGCCAAGCGUCUCAUUGGCCGCAAGAUGGACGAAGCUGAUAUCAAGCGCGACAUGAAGAACUGGCCAUUCGAAGUCAUCAAGGGCGGCAAACCGGUCAUCUCUGUCGACCACAAGGGCAAUACCCGCGAGUUCACACCCGAGGAGGCUUCCGCCAUGGUGCUUACCAAGGUGAAGGAGACCGCUGAGGCUUACCUCGGCGAGAAGGUCACUCACGCCGUCGUUACUGUCCCUGCCUACUUCAACGAUGCUCAGCUUCAGGCCACCAAGGAUGCCGGUACCAUCACCGGUCUCCAGGUCUUCCGCAUCAUCAGCGAGCCCACGCCUGCUGCCAUGGCGUACGGAUUCAAUAAAAAGGGCGGAGAGUCUCAGAUCAUCGUCUAUGACCUCGGUGGCGGUACCUUCGACAUCUCCCUCCUCUCCAUGGCGUCUUUGAGGUUCUGGCUACCGCUAGUGAUACUCACCUUGGUGGUGAAGACUUCGACAACCGUGUGUAUUGAGGGCCUCAACUCCCUCUCGUCGUUUGUUCACGGUCUCAAGUCCUAUCCUGGCGACCAGUCAGCGAUGCUGACGACGAUUUCACUAUCAUAA
Coniophora puteana RWD-64-598 SS2 is the source of this 1092-nucleotide messenger RNA. Its product is annotated as HSP70-domain-containing protein. Gene Ontology annotation, cellular component: membrane; nucleus; cytoplasm. Gene Ontology annotation, biological process: protein refolding; cellular response to unfolded protein; endoplasmic reticulum unfolded protein response. The coding region runs from base 1 to 1092 and encodes 363 amino acids. Lineage: Eukaryota; Fungi; Basidiomycota; Agaricomycetes; Boletales; Coniophoraceae. The record is from RefSeq and is a predicted model, not a curated record. Gene Ontology annotation, molecular function: misfolded protein binding; ATP-dependent protein folding chaperone; heat shock protein binding. The transcript has 7 exons.